This is a messenger RNA of Cephus cinctus (wheat stem sawfly), 1945 nucleotides long. RefSeq names its product serine/threonine-protein kinase grp (gene grp). The transcript has 7 exons. Gene Ontology annotation, cellular component: nucleus; cytoplasm; site of double-strand break. Gene Ontology annotation, molecular function: ATP binding; protein serine/threonine kinase activity. The record is from RefSeq and is a predicted model, not a curated record. Bases 448 to 1875 code for a protein of 475 amino acids. Lineage: Eukaryota; Metazoa; Arthropoda; Insecta; Hymenoptera; Cephidae. Gene Ontology annotation, biological process: protein phosphorylation; mitotic G2 DNA damage checkpoint signaling.
UUUCUCUUCUACCUUCUCUGCGGCAUAAGGGAGCAAUGGAUUAGCCGUUUUCCAUUUGUUUUCCCUUAUUUCAAGACAAUAAAGUGGAAUAAUAAUUGGAGUGUUGUCCUAAGUCAGAGCUUUGUGGCCGGGAAACAUGUAAAAUGAAUUUUUUUUUACGUACAGUAACGAAAGAUCGCGAUAACGUAUAGUUUCGUUGCAUCAUUGAAACCACGUGUUUUCGAAAUUCUGACAAUCGACAGUGCCUGCAGGAUCGUUCAAUAGAAGAAACAAUAAAGAACAUCGUUUAUAGACCAAAUACAUAUUUUUUAAAUAGAGAAACCCGUCGUUACUCCCAUUCGCAUAUAUGAAACCUUCCUGUGGUUUAGGACGUUUCUCGGAACAGGUCUUCGAAUGCGAACAAUAUUGAUUCUUUUUCCGUGAGAAAGAGUAGUACGGUACAGCACGAUGACGGAGUUCGUGGAUGGUUGGAUUCUUGGACAUACUUUAGGAGAAGGUGCCUAUGGAGAAGUAAAACUGGUUGUGAACAAAGUCACUGGGGAAGCUGUGGCAAUGAAGAUGAUAGACUUGGAGAAACAUCCUGAUGCACGUCAAAGUGUUCGCAAAGAAACUACCAUACAUAGGAUGUUAUCAAACUCUCAUAUAAUACAGUACUUUGGUCAACGUAGUGAACCAAAUAUGGAAUAUAUAUUUUUAGAGUAUGCUUCUGGCGGUGAACUAUUUGAUAGAAUAGAACCUGAUAUAGGAAUGCCAAUUUGGGAAGCACAGAAAUAUUUUAAACAAUUAAUAUCUGCUGUGGAAUAUUUACACAGUCGUGGUGUGGCACACAGAGACCUUAAACCAGAAAAUUUACUUCUUGAUGAAAGCGAUAAUUUAAAAGUCUCAGAUUUUGGAAUGGCUACAGUAUAUCGCUUGCAAGGAAAAGAGCGUUGCUUAGAGAAAAGGUGUGGAACGCUACCAUAUGUCGCUCCAGAAGUGCUUAAUCGACCAUAUUAUGCUGAGCCUGCUGAUGUGUGGUCUUGUGGCAUUAUUCUCGUAGCAUUAUUAGCUGGAGAACUGCCAUGGGAUCAAUCCGUGGUAGAAUGCCGAGAAUAUAUGGCGUGGAGAGAAGGAAAGUACAUGUCAUUGACUCCAUGGAAAAAAUUGGAUAAUUUGUCUAUUGCAAUACUUAGAAAGAUACUUGCCCAUGUACCCUCUACCAGAUAUACCAUAGAAGACAUCAAGCAACACAGGUGGUUUACAAAAAAUUGCAACAGAGCUGGGAAUUCGGAAAUGGAUGAUACAGUUGAUGGUUCCAAUAAGAAACGUGUGCACACUGAAGAUGAGGAGAAUUUAACAACGUUAUGUAUGUCACAACCAGAGCUUCCUGGAAAGGAGAAUAUAAAUUCGGUACGAAUUAAUUUUGAGGAACGACCCGGGUUUUCGUUUUCUCAGCCUGCUCACAUGGAGGACCUUUUGUUAUGCACGCAAUUGCAAGCUACACAGUACACUCAAACGAGUCAGAAUACAUUCCAGAAGCUUGUUCGUCGAAUGACAAGGUUUUUUGUCGAAACUGACUGUGAGGCCACCGUGAAAAGAUUGCUUCAGUAUUUAGAAAAUGAAAAAUAUACUUAUCGUAUAAACGAUUUUGGCAUAUUAUUGCGUUUGUUUUAUCAGGUUACAAUAACAGGAACGGAUCGAAGAAAGAUGCCAUUGGUCUUUAAAGCCAAUAUGAUUGAGAUGGAUGGGAAAAUAUUAGUUGAUUUCCGAUUGUCCAAAGGCUGUGGUCUUGAAUUUAAAAGAAGAUUUAUGAAGAUCAAAGUUGGCUUGGAUAAUAUUGUUUUAAAAGGACCUAUCACAUGGCCUAUUGCAGUUAACACUAAAAGUAUGCCCUGACCACAAAAUAGCAGCUUUCUUCGUACAGUUUGCUGUGUUUUAUCAAUAAAGCAAUUUCUAUUUUUUAAGA